AUGUCCCAUUCCACAGUUGGCUACGCGGCCUCCCUACUCGGCUACGUGGUCUCCCUACUCGGCUACGUGGUCUCCCUACUCGGCUACGUGGUCUCCCUACUCGGCUACGCGGUCACUGUCUACCUACUCAGAUAUGUGGUCUACCUACUCGGCUAUGCGGUCUACCUACUCGUCUCGUGGUCUACCUACUCGGCCAUGCGGUCUACCUAUUCGGCUAUGCGGUACUUGGCUACGCGCUCCACCUACUACCCACCCAUCAAUGGCCUCCGCUUUCUGGCGUAA
Puccinia triticina is the source of this 282-nucleotide messenger RNA. RefSeq lists its product as uncharacterized. NCBI's taxonomy places the organism in Eukaryota, Fungi, Basidiomycota, Pucciniomycetes, Pucciniales, Pucciniaceae. The record is from RefSeq and is a predicted model, not a curated record. The transcript is spliced from 2 exons. The coding region runs from base 1 to 282 and encodes 93 amino acids.